Molecule: messenger RNA, 3528 nt
Organism: Akanthomyces muscarius
Lineage: Eukaryota; Fungi; Ascomycota; Sordariomycetes; Hypocreales; Cordycipitaceae
Exons: 5
Coding region: 1-3528 (1175 amino acids)
Biological process (GO): mitotic chromosome condensation; mitotic cell cycle; meiotic chromosome condensation
Cellular component (GO): nucleus; condensed chromosome, centromeric region
Molecular function (GO): histone binding
Source: RefSeq, a predicted model, not a curated record
AUGGCGACAGUCAACUUUGACAUAAAUGAUGCGCUGAAGCAUUACAUGUCGGAUCCCACGGCUAUCCCCACGCCGGAAGCCGAUGGAUCUCUUUUCGACUGCGAAAAUGACCCUGAGGCUCUCACAGUCCAGGUCAUCAACCCGGUGCUGAAUCCGAUCGUGGAUGCUAUCGCAGAUAACCCCGACGCGAUCAUGCGCGCUACCAACGUGGAUUCGUUGCAGUUUCUGCUAAAAUAUACGCAAUACAUUUCGCCACAUGCCCUCAGCAAGAUAUUCGAUGUUGUCAUGAGUGGUCUUAGUGCCGAAGCCGACGCAGUAAACAACGACAUCGACUCUCCUGACGAGCAAGACGCGCUCGUACACCAUAAACAGCUGCUUGAAAUAUAUGCAUUCUUGCUGCAAUGGACCAUUGCUGGAGUAGAGGCAAAAGCGGCAGAGAAGUCCUCGAAUGCCCCUUUGGCGCGAGGGCGCGCAAAGCCGAAGAAGGGCGCAGCCAAGGACGAGGUCUGGGACUCUGCAACACAACUUCAGGCAGCUUUAGACAUCAUGUGCAAGGUCCUGAAGCUGAAGCUAUCCAAGAUUUUCCUCACGACCAGCGAGCGCGACACCUUUAUCAGUCUUCUCACCCGGCCUGUGUACAUGGUUCUUGAGAGUGAACAAAGAGUCAAGACGACUUCCAUUCGCAUGCACAGCUUCAAGGUCCUUUGCAUGGCCGUCAAGAACCAUGGCCAUGGUUAUGCUGCGCAAAUCAAUGUUAUUCAAAACCUCACCUAUUUCGAGCACCUGUCCGAACCGAUGGCGGAAUUUCUCCACAUUCUUGCCGAUACAUACGACUACCCCCAGCUUGCUGACGAGGUUCUCAGAGAGCUGAGCAACAAAGAAUUCAAUUCCAACGAUACUAAAGGCCCGAAGUCGGUCUCAAGUUUUAUCGCGAAGAUCUCGGAGCUGGCUCCCAGAAUUGUUAUCAAGCAAAUGACCAUGCUUGCAAAGCAAUUGGAUAGUGAGUCUUACACCCUCCGCUGUGCUCUUAUCGAGGUGUGUGGCAACAUGAUUGCGCAUCUGAGCAUCCAAGAUGAGCGUAGCGAAAACCACAAAACGCAGCUCAACGCAUUCUUUGAUGUGCUGGAGGAGCGAUUCCUUGAUAUCAACCCGUACUGCCGAUGCCGUGCCUUGCAAGUUUACAUGAAGCUGUGCGAUCUUGAACAGAAGUUUCCCAAGAGAAGACAGAAAGCCGCCGAGCUUGCCUGCCGUAGCUUGGAGGACAAGAGCAGCAAUGUGCGCAGAAACGCCAUCAAACUUCUGGGCACCCUUAUUAAGACCCAUCCUUUCACUGUCAUGCACGGUGCUCAGCUGUCGAGAAAGGAGUGGCAAGCUCGCCACGACAAAGUCGAGGAAGAGCUUAAUGCCCUGAAACCGCCUCCCGGAAUGCCAGGGUUCGGGGACGAAAAUGCAGAGGGCAACGUCGACAACGAACUUCUUGAUGAGCAAACUCAAGUCGAGUCACCCAAGAAGCCGUCGGAAAUGACGGACGAGCAGAAGCUUGCCGCCAUUAAGAAGGCUCAAGAAGAGGCUGCCACCGGCGAAGCUAUCGAGAAGUUCACACUGACAAGGAGAUAUUAUAACGAGGCUCUCAAGUUCAUCGACGUCCUUCACGAUGCCACUGGCAUUAUCUGCCAGUUACUUGGCUCGCGCAACAAGAGCGAGGUCAUCGAAGCUAUUGACUAUUUCGAGGUCGGUGACGCUUACAACAUUGAGCAAAACAAGGUCGGUAUUCGACGCAUGUUGCGGCUCAUUUGGACGAAGGGCAACAGCGACGAAGGCAAGGGCGUUCAGACCCAUUUGAUUGAGUGCUACAGGCGUCUUUUCUUCGAGGCUCCUGACUCUUUCAGCUCCAACGAUGCUGCCAAUUACAUUGCUCGCAACAUGAUCAGUCUGACGUUUGGCGCCACUUCCGCUGAGCUCACUUCGCUGGAGCAGCUACUCGCCACUAUGAUGAAGGGCGGCAUCAUCCCCGACGUUGUUGUUUCUAAGCUAUGGCAAGUCUAUGGCGUUCAGAAGCGCGAGAUCUCGAAGACACAGCGUCGUGGCGCUAUCAUUGUCCUGGGAAUGCUUGCAACUGCUAACCCUGAGAUCGUUGUUGGCGAAAUUGAGACUAUGCUCAGAACCGGUCUUGGAGCUCAUGGCCGCAAUGACCUUCAGUUGGCGAAGUACACAUGUAUCGCUCUCAGGCGAAUCAAUCCUCUCGGUCGCAAUGCCAAGGACUCGACUAUCAAGUUCUCGCGACUGCCAAACGACCACGCUGUCUGUGUCCGAUUAGCUGCCAUCACUGAAGUGCAGUCUGAGAGCAAGGAGUGGUAUGGCGUGGCAGAGCAAGCCAUCAAUGCCAUCUAUGCUGUCUCCAAGCACCCAGACACAUUAUGCUCCAACAUUCUCCGUCGCAAGACCAGAUACGUUUUUAGCAACCCGCAGUCUCGCCCUGCCUCGCGCGAUGAGACCCAGGCCAUCGACAUGACCACGGUUGAGAAGCCCCGCAAGCGUGAUAAUGCUGUUGCUCUCUCUCAGCUACUUUUCAUUGUCGGCCAUGUCGCUAUUAAGCAAAUAGUGCAUCUGGAACUCUGCGAGCUUGACUUCAAGCGUAGGAAGCAAGAAAAGGAGAAGCAGGCGCAGGCGCAGGCCGAGAAGGAGAAGCAGGAAGGUGAUGAGCUUGAUCUGAUUGGCGGAACUACAGAAGACGACUUCACGGAAGCGAUGACGCACAUUCGAGAGCGUGAGCUCUUGUAUGGCCCAAGCUCACUGCUGGCAACAUUCGGACCACUUGUGUCGGAGGUCUGCGCCAACAACACAACAUAUGCCGACAAGGGUCUCCAAGCCGCGGCCACGCUGUGCUUGGCCAAGCUCAUGUGCGUGUCGUCGGAGUACUGCGAAACGAAUCUGCCUCUCUUGAUCACGAUUAUGGAGCGCUCGCCAGACGCCACAGUGCGCUCAAACGCCGUCAUUGCGCUUGGCGACAUGGCAGUCUGCUUCAACCACCUCAUUGAUGAGAAUACUGACUUCCUCUACCGCCGACUUGCAGAUGAUGAUGUAUCUGUCAAGCGAACUUGUCUCAUGACUUUGACAUUCCUCAUCUUGGCCGGUCAGGUCAAAGUCAAGGGUCAACUCGGUGAGAUGGCCAAGUGCCUUGAGGACGAGGAUCGCAGAAUUGCGGAUCUUGCGCGGAUGUUUUUUACCGAGCUCAGCACAAAGGACAAUGCGGUUUACAACCACUUUGUGGAUAUGUUCAGUCUACUUAGUGCUGGCCAUAUGGACGAGGAGAGCUUCAAGAGAAUCGUCAAGUUCCUCCUUGGCUUUGUUGAAAAGGACAAGCAUGCAAAGCAAUUGGCCGAGAAGCUGGCGGCUCGGCUUGCGCGCUGCGAUACCGAGCGACAGUGGAACGAUGUGGCUUUCGCGCUGGGCUUGCUCCCGCACAAGAAUGAAGAGAUCACAAAGCAGGUUUCUGAAGGCUUUAAGCUGGUGCAGGCCACUGCUUGA